This is a messenger RNA of Fusarium oxysporum Fo47, 1539 nucleotides long. Its product is annotated as fungal specific transcription factor domain-containing protein. Bases 1 to 1539 code for a protein of 512 amino acids. The record is from RefSeq and is a predicted model, not a curated record. Gene Ontology annotation, cellular component: nucleus. NCBI's taxonomy places the organism in Eukaryota, Fungi, Ascomycota, Sordariomycetes, Hypocreales, Nectriaceae. Gene Ontology annotation, molecular function: zinc ion binding; DNA binding. Gene Ontology annotation, biological process: DNA-templated transcription. The transcript has 4 exons.
AUGCUGGAGCUACAACUAUCCUGGAAGUCACAGACCGAGCAUGUUGAUGUUAUCAACACCGACACUACAGCCGGGCCACCGAUAAAUGCCACUGAUUGGACAAUGCAUUUCGAUAUGCCCCAAGCGGACUGGAAUGAAACACUAGAAAGUGCAUCAGAGACGGUUGACCAAGCUGGGUGGCAGGAUAACGGCAUACAGUCACAGCUACAACAGACACUCAUACAGCCUGAAGAAAUCGCUAUAGUCUCUCUACAACAUGGAAAGGCUACAAAUGAGAUUCUGGACUCGACAGGACUAUCUCAUCUGAUGAAACUUGACCUAAGCCAUUACCUUGCAUGGGCGAAGCUGGAUGACGUUUCGUUGCCCCAGAAAUGCCUCCGGUGGGCCAUGAGGGCACUCGCCGCGUCCAUGUCAUCUCAGUUCCGUUCUCGCAGUGAGGAGUUCUAUAACAAAGCGAGGCGGUUAGCAGAAGGACUCGACGCUGGAGAUCUAGUACUACCGUGGCUAAACUCCGAUACCAGUAUAGAACAAGCACAAACAUGGCUUCUUCUAGCGCACUAUGAGCUUCUAGACCCAUCCAAAUAUUCUCAAUCAGCAACGACACGACGAGCUUUCCGGUUGGUGCAUCUAUCGCGUUUGCAUUGUACCGACUGGAAGGAUCCAGCUCUCGACUUUCCAUCUUGCACCCCAGGAACAUCCCAAUCGGCCCCAUUACCAUUCGCAUCUGUGGAGGAACGAAGGAGGACUUUCUGGGUGGCUUUCUGCUUGGACCGCUUCCUGGGCGGAUAUGACGAGUCUCCCAUGACAAUCCACGAUGAAACAAUACACGUUCAUCUUCCUUGUCCGGAAUGGAACUUCCAAAUUUCCAGCGAAGUGAAUAUGGGUUUUAUAAACGAUGUGCUUAUCGGGGGAACGCCGGUUCCAGUAUCAUCACCUUUCGCCGAGUUAGUCAUCGCAAUGGCACUGUUCGGACAAUGCAUCCUACAUAAAAAAAUAACUGCCAAGUGUCCAACUUCUGACCAGGAGAGUUUGACUUUCUGGGUACGGCAUGAGUUGCUCGCUGAAGCCAUAGACAGGCAGGUUGCCCUUUUAUCACUGAGACAGACAGACGUGGAAUACGAGCAACUUCAUUUCAUGACGUCCAUGGUAGUCCAUGGCUCAGUAUUGAAACUGGAAAACGCUAUAAAUGUGGCUCACUCAGUUGUUCAGAGCCAACAGCCCGUUGCCAAUGAUUAUGCUAAGACAGCGUACAAAGCUGCCAUCAGUAUGGCAGACUUGUCAGAGUCCAUGACUGGCUUAAAUUGCUUAAAGACACAUGUAUAUCUUCCUAUGUUGCUAGGCAAGGCUUUCUUGUAUCUCGCCACUCAUGCUGAGCCUAGCCAGAGCCAGCAUUCCAAGGCAAAGCUGUUAGCAUUGCUAGAGAGCUUAAAAGAAAUACAUGGCCAAGCGAAGCAGUUUAUAGAUGGCCUUGAAUUAUGGGACACCGUCGGUAAGAUGGAGAGUGGGACGAUGAAUUUCAUAACUGGCCAAAUGGAAUGA